This is a messenger RNA of Ornithorhynchus anatinus (platypus), 6527 nucleotides long. RefSeq names its product tripartite motif containing 24 (gene TRIM24). The record is from RefSeq and is a predicted model, not a curated record. Gene Ontology annotation, molecular function: protein binding; zinc ion binding. The transcript has 19 exons. The coding region runs from base 96 to 3176 and encodes 1026 amino acids. NCBI's taxonomy places the organism in Eukaryota, Metazoa, Chordata, Mammalia, Monotremata, Ornithorhynchidae.
UGGCCAUGUUGGGCCGCUGAAGCCUCCCGUCGCUCGGCGAGGCCCGGCGGCGGCCCAGGAGCCCCCGGAAGGCGCCCCCUCCCCGCGGCGGGACAAUGGAGAAGGCGGAGAACGAGGCGGAGAGCCGCCAGGGCCCCGACUCGGAGCGGGGCGGGGAGGCGGCCCGCCUCAACCUGUUGGACACUUGCGCCGUCUGCCGCCAGAACAUCCAGAGCCGGGCGCCCAAGCUGCUGCCCUGCCUGCACUCCUUCUGCCAGCGCUGCCUGCCCGCCCCGCAGCGCUACCUCAUGCUGCCCGCGCCGCUGCUCGCCGCCCCGCCGCCGCCCCCCGCCGCCGCCUCCUCCUCCUCCUCCGCGCCGCCCUACGGCGCCCAAGUUGGCGUUAUUCGCUGUCCCGUUUGCAGCCAAGAAUGUGCCGAGAGACACAUUAUAGAUAACUUUUUUGUGAGGGACACCACGGAAGUUCCCAGCAGUACAGUGGAAAAAUCCAAUCAGGUGUGCACAAGCUGUGAAGACAAUGCAGAAGCCAACGGGUUCUGCGUGGAGUGUGUGGAGUGGCUCUGCAAAACCUGCAUCAGGGCCCAUCAGAGAGUCAAAUUCACAAAGGACCACACUGUCAGGCAGAAAGAAGAAGUGUCCCCAGAAGCCGUUGGCGUGACCAGUCAGCGCCCUGUCUUUUGCCCGUAUCACAAGAAGGAGCAGCUGAAGCUCUACUGCGAGACCUGUGACAAGCUGACGUGCCGGGAUUGCCAGUUGCUAGAGCACAAAGAGCAUAGGUAUCAAUUCAUUGAAGAAGCUUUUCAGAACCAGAAAGUCAUCAUUGACACACUGAUCACAAAGCUGAUGGAAAAAAACAAGUACAUCAAAUUCACAGGGAAUCAGAUCCAAAACAGAAUAAUUGAAGUCAAUCAAAAUCAAAAACAAGUGGAGCAGGAUAUUAAAGUUGCUAUAUUUACCUUGAUGGUAGAGAUCAACAAAAAAGGAAAAGCUCUGCUACAUCAACUGGAGAGCCUGGCCAAGGAUCAUCGGAUGAAACUGCUGCAGCAGCAGCAGGAAGUAGCCGGACUUUCUAAACAGCUGGAGCACGUCAUGCAUUUUUCCAAAUGGGCGGUGUCGAGCAGCAGCAGCACGGCGUUACUGUACAGCAAGCGCCUGAUCACCUAUCGGCUGCGAUACCUCCUGCGGGCCAGGUGCGAUGCUUCGCCGGCGACCAACACCACCAUCCAGUUUCACUGUGAUCCCAGCUUCUGGGCCCAAAACAUUUUCAACCUCGGCUCCCUGGUCAUCGAAGAUAAGGAAAGCCAGCCCCAUCUCCCGAAGCAGACACCGGCGGUGGAGCCGAGCGCCCAGCCCCCGGGCGGCUUCGCUCCCAACCAGCUGUCCAAGUUCCCCACCCAGAUCAGCCUCGCCCAGUUACGCCUCCAGCACAUGCAGCAGCAAGUUAUGGCGCAGAGGCAGCAGGUGCAGCGGAGGAGCGGGCCCGGGCCCGGGCCGUUACCGAGCCCCAGGGCGCAGGGCGCCGUCCAGCAGCCCGCCGGCUCCCAUCAGCAGCCCCCUCCUCGUUUGAUAAACUUUCAGAACCACAACCCUAAGCCGAACGGUCCAGCUCUUCCUCCUCAUCCUUCGCAACUGAGAUUUCCUCAAAACCAGAACCUGCCGCGUCCGCCCGUAAAACCCAACCCGCUGCAGAUGGCGUUUUUGGCCCAGCAAGCCAUAAAACAGUGGCAGAUCAGCAGCGGCCAAGCAGCCGCUGCCCCGUCGACCGCCAGCAGCACCACCUCCACACCUUCCAGCCCAACCAUCACCAGUGCCGCCGGUUUGGAUGGGAAGACGUUCGGUCUCCCCAUGAUCGAUCUGAAUUCCCCCAUGGGAAGCACCUAUACCCUUCCGUCUCUUCCCGACAUUGACUGUUCAAGCACUAUUAUCCUGGACCCCGUUUUGAGGAAAGAUGGCAGCGUGGAGCAUAACCAACCGAGACCCCCUUCAAACAGGACGGUGCAGUCGCCAAAUUCAUCUGUUCCAUCUCCGGGCCUCUCAGGACCGGUAACGAUGACUAGCGUCCACCCCCCGAUUCGCUCCCCGAGUGCCUCCAGCGUUGGGAGCAGAGGGAGCUCCGGGUCCUCCAGCAAGCCGACAGGAGCCGACUCUACCCACAAAGUUCCCGUCGUCAUGCUGGAGCCGAUCCGGAUCAAACAAGAGAACAGCGGGCCUCACGAAAACUACGAUUUUCCCAUCGUUGUCGUGAAGCAGGAAACGGAGGAAGAACCUAGACCCAAUACCAACUUCUCAAGAAGUAUCCUCACCUCCCUUCUCCUGGAUAGCAGUCACAGCUCCACCCCGGAGGACGGGGCCCUCAGAACGGACGCCCCAGAUAGCACCGGGGACCGGCCCGGCCCCCGCCAGGCCGGGGCGGCGGCCAACGGGAAGGCCCCCUGGAUCGGGGCUAUCCAGAAGUCACCGCUCCACGGCGGGGAGAGCCGGAAGGAGGAGGAUCCCAAUGAGGACUGGUGUGCCGUGUGUCAGAACGGCGGGGAACUGCUGUGCUGCGAGAAGUGCCCCAAGGUGUUCCAUCUCUCCUGCCACGUGCCGACGCUCAUGAACUUCCCCAGUGGAGAGUGGAUUUGCACCUUCUGUCGGGACUUAUCCAAGCCAGAAGUGGAAUACGACUGCGAUGAUCCCAGUCAGAAUUCAGAGAAAAGGAAGAUGGAAGGUCACGAGGGAUUGAUGCCAAUCGAUCGAAGGAAGUGUGAACGGCUGCUCCUGUUCCUUUACUGUCAUGAGAUGAGCUUGGCUUUCCAAGAUCCAGUUCCUCCCACGGUGCCCGAUUACUACAAGAUCAUUAAGAGACCCAUGGACCUGUCAACCAUCAAGAAGAGACUCCAGGUGAAUUCCCCGAUGUACACCAGGCCGGAAGACUUUGUGGCCGAUUUCCAGCUGAUCUUCCAAAACUGUGCCGAGUUCAAUGAGCCCGACUCGGAAGUGGCCAGCGCCGGCAUCAAACUCGAAAGCUAUUUCGAAGAGCUCCUGCGAAACCUCUACCCCGAGAAGAAGUUCCCCAAGCCGGAAGUCAAGAACGAAGCGGAAGAGACCAAACGGAGCGACGAUUCGGACGACGACGUCGUGCAGCCCCGGAAGAAACGUCUCAAGAGCCUCGACGAGCGGCUCCUGCUCAAGUGAGCGGCCGCGGACAACGUCACCGGCGGGGGCUCGGAGAGCCCGGCCCGCCGAGGGGGAGGAGCCCCCGUAAUUGGGACCCGGAGGUUUGUGGGUGUUCUACUCCUUUCUCAUCCCUUCUUCCCCUCCCUGCCCCUCAACACCGACGGGAAGGAAGCAUCCCCCCACCCCAACAUCUUGGGAGAAAAAGCCUGGAUCUUUUCGACAGCCAGGAGAUUAGAAAAACUCUGUCUCGGCUCCGAGCCGAACGGCUUCUGCCGUCUCCACGUGGGGGUAGGUCCCCGGAAAGGAAGCGUGAAGCUGCCGUCCUUUCGUCUUAAACGGAGGCCUGCGGCCGGUCCCGUGAAAUUGGCCCCGCUGCCUGGGAUGCCGCGUCGUGGUGAAAACACGUGACCCGUCUUUGGCCUCCGGACCCCGGCGGGGGCUUCGGAACGGAGCCCCCCUCCGAGGAAGGAGCCGACGUGACCGACGUCCUCCGAGGUGGGCCGUGUGUUCAGAAUAAAGGCAGGAUGUCGGGGGUUGUUUUAUGGGUUUUUCAGGCAGGGUGGUUGACUUGCCGACUGCAGGAAGCACCGAACUUUUGGGCGGAGGGGCGGGGCGGCCCACCUCACCCGGUCUGGCUGCCGGCCAAGCCACCAGAAGCCCAUUCACUGGCUGAUCCCCGCCCCGCCGGCCCCGCUCCGCUCCCCGGCGGGCCCCCGCCAGACCGCAGUAAACAGGAGGCUGAGUUUCUGGGGUCAUCACGAUGGAGGGAAGCGUGUCGCGGUCCAGCAGUCGAACUCUUUCCGAACGAGACCCGGACGGGGCCCCAGCGACCAACGGGCUCCCAGCCUCUGGAGGGGCCGGGCUCCCCGUCCGCCCGCGGAGACGUGGCGCUCGCCGGCCGAGACUUCCCCGGCCCGAGCGGCGAACCCACAACGCCCCACUCCCCGAGGCCGGCCUGGGGCUCCUUAGGCCAGGGGUGACAGCUUGGGCCCCGUGAACUCGGGGCCCGAGGCUGAACGCCACAGACUACUCACUUUUCCCAUUCGCCGCAAUCUUAAAAGCACUGGAACGUGAAAAUUAUUUAAUUUUGCCAGCUAAGUGUUUUCUAAAGAGUCGUCGCUGCUUCCUGGCAGGAGGCGGGGCGUUUCGGCAGGACCCCGAAGAGUGAACUCUGUCUUGAACUGUCAGCUGCCAAGGAAAAAAAGCAUUAACUGUCCCUUAGGAUCCUCCUAAUUUUGACCUGACUGCAGAAAAAGUUGUUUUUCUUUUCUCUUUCUCUUCUUAGGUGCUACUGGAGAAAAUAGGUCCUGACCUAGCUCUUAGCCAUAGUGUGCUAAUGUCAGUUUCUACAGGAGUGGUGACUAGUUGUAAUAUCACCUCCCCCGGUCACUGAGGUGUUUCAGAAUAUGAUGUUGUCCCCCGGGGUCGAGGGGUGGAAAUCACUUGGGCUCCACUUCCACCUCGGGGGUGGGAUGGCCUUCUUGGAUCCAUCAGCUCUCGCAGACUGAGGCGAGGGGAGGGUUGUGAAGAGGAGCCGGGGGUGCGGGUGUAGAGCUCCCCGACAUUCCUGAUGGUGCCGGUCCCCAUUUCUAGCGUUAUCGGACUGGAACUCCACCCGGCUCCUGCCUAAAAUGUCCGUCUUCCCCCCUCCUCCUCUUCCAAGAGUGCUCCGGGGAGAGGAUCACUGGUCUCUGGUCCGCCCCGGCUACGAGUCGGGGACGUCCUCUCGGGCGGCGCUUAGAGGUCGAUGCUUAGCGGCCGGCCCGACUGCUCAUCCCUUUCCACCAGUCUCGCCCCUGGGGUUCUUCGUCAGGCUGCCUCCCCGUCCCCUCCGUCUUGACGCGAAGCCACACAGCACCCGUGACGGUUGAGGAAAGGAGGGAAGAAACUAAAGGAAAGGGGUGUCUGAGGUGGGAGGAAUCCAUUUUCCCCGGUCGGGAUUGGGCCUGGAUAGAAGCGCCCUGGGAUUUGAUGUCGGGCAGGGGAAGGUUAGGCCCGGCCUCUGCUCUCCCCAGGAUGGCCCGGGGUUCAAGGUCUUCCGCAGCCAAGAUCUACUCCCGUCGGCUCGCCGGAGCUUCCGGCCCCUUCUUUCCACUACCCACCGUGUCUGACCUGAUUGUUUUUCACCUGCCCCUUACAAGGGUCGAUUUAACUUACGAGGUUGGAAAAGAUAAAGCCAUCCCCCGGACAGCUCCCAGCCGGCUCGAGCCCCAGGUUCCUCCCUGCAGACCGGCUUCUUCAGGCCUGUGGAGAGAAAUGGGGGUGGGCGUGGGGAGACCCGGGCUGUCCCCAUCUCCCUCCCUCCCUCAGGUGGAUGCGAGAGACGGGUCCUGGGCCCGGCUGGCUGGAGGGCAUCCCGGUCACAUGGGCUCCGACCUCAGUCACGCCGAACUUCCCCCUCUCUGGUCCCUUUCAGCCGGCGGCCCGGCGCCGCCACAAUUUCAGGCCCUGGUCCUCGCUCUCCGUCACCGACGGAAACACCUCCUUGGGGUGUCCGCUGCCCUCGGGGGCGGAUGGGCUGUCCUCGCCUCUUCCCUAGACCACUGUUGGGUGGGGGGAGACCGACCGGGCGGCGCAUUGCCACGACGUGGAUGGUGUCUGUUCUUCCCCCUCCACGGAUACCACCGCCGCCCAGCGGGGAUCCUCUCUGGCCCAGCAGCAGGCCGACGGAGCCUACGGUCCCUUCCGUCCCGAGGAAGACCGAGGCUAGAAAGGCAGGUCUGGCAAGCACCUCCACCCCAUGCGGAAGUCAGACCCGCCACGUCUGAAGAUCGAGAGCAGGCCCCCGGCCUGGGAGAGGGGCUCGACCUAUUUCUAGGGCCAGACCCGACCAAACAGACCUAAAAAUGCCGGUCCGCCCAGCCUCGGUGGAGCAGAGGACCGUCCAAACUAUUUACCGUGAUCAGGAGCCCCCGAGAGCGACAGGUCUAAUGAUCGGCCGUUAGAAGCACAGGGGGUCAUCGUGAACGACCUAAUUUCCUGCUUGAAGUUGAACUCCUUAAAUUAACCGUGUAAAUAUUUUUAAAGCAUUUUAUAACACUGUGUACAUGAGCAUUUUAGCGUCUUUCUACAAACUCUGAUCCCCUCCCCGACCCCACCCCCGGUUCUCCCACCGUCUUCGUUCUCAUGAAUUGCCGCCCAUCCGGGGGCGGAGUGAAUGGGCCCGGAUCCCGUUCCCGAACGGCAAAGAUCCCGGCCAUUCAGAUCUUGGGAUUUCUGUCUCUGCGGGGCAGCGGUUCCUUUCCUGGGAUGGCCGUCUAAGGCAAUAGUCUCUGUUGCUGUUACACAUCGAAAUGUUUCAUUUGGGCAUACCGUGGUGCUUUGAUUUAAUAAAAUAAACUUGAAUGGAUUUUCAGAAUGUGAACGAUU